This is a messenger RNA of Grus americana (Whooping crane), 1052 nucleotides long. RefSeq lists its product as uncharacterized. Bases 426 to 1052 code for a protein of 208 amino acids. The transcript has 6 exons. Lineage: Eukaryota; Metazoa; Chordata; Aves; Gruiformes; Gruidae. The record is from RefSeq and is a predicted model, not a curated record.
UGUCUUUUUGUCUCUCUUUAUGUGUAUUGCAUUAUGCCUGAAUAAUUUUCAGCCUUUUUUUUUUUUCUUCCCUCUUGCAUGCACAUGCUAAAAUAACUAGACAAAGAUGCAAGGUGGUUACUGCAGUCCCUGUCUCUAGGACAAAACCAAGAAAGCUCGUGAUUGCAAUGCCACCUUUCCUUUUUUUUUUUCCUUCCCCCCCCCCCCCCCCCAACCAUGCUCGGUGAUUAAACUUCCCCAGGAUGGGGAAGAAAAAGGAGCUGGAAAUGAAAUAGGGUUGAGGAAAAAUCCCAUUGCAGCAGCUGCAGCCACUGGUGUCUGCUGCCAGAUGUGCUAAGGUUCCUGGGGUCCUUGACACUAAAAGGCAGUAUUAAAAUAUUUGGAGACAAAAGCUGCAUCCUCAGUGAUCAUUUUCUUUAUUUAACAUGGCAGCAGGCGCCGUGUGGAGGAAAAUCAACACGCUGGAUGUUGGGACUUUCCUCCUUUCUAGGAUGAAAGGUUGUUAUCUAUCCCGUGCCAAGAGGGAACUGAGAGCAAUGAACAUAUGGCUGUUGCUAUCAGCACUGGUGUAUUUGCGGCGAUGCCUAUCAACAUCCACCAGAGAGCAGGGCAGCUCCAAAACCCACAUCUUUUUUGCUGUGGAAAUUGAUGGAGACAGCAACACAGCCAGCUUCUUGGCCAAACAACAUGGAAUGCAGUUCAUUUCAAAGGUGAAAUGGGUGAAUAUCAGACAGCUCAUUAUAGAGACAAGCAUGCUGCAUUCCCAAAGUAGGAUGACAGAACAAGUCAUGAUCUUGUGCAGAAGGAAAAUGAGAUCCCUGGUGAAGCCUACAAUGUCAUUGACUCUGAAGAAGGACUCAGAGACCCAUUGGUGUUUAAUGACCCUUAUUGGCCUGCACAAAAGAAACUGGACCAAAAAGAGAUCCUGGGAAUUAAGGCCAGUGAACCUCACCUUGCUUCUGGGGAAACUGAUUGAGAGUCUAAUUAAGGAUAGACUAGUUCAGCACAUGGUGCUGCUCGACAGUGCUGAUGGCAGGAUAUUUCAUGCUUGA